AUGCCAAUCGUAUUUCUUCUCAUUGGACAAUGUGGUAAUCAAGUUGGUUCCGAAUUUUUUAAAACAAUUUACAAUGACAAUUUCAAUGAUCUUCCCGUUCACAAUGCCUCAUCCAACACCUCAUAUGUCAAUGAAUCAAUGGAAACUUUCUUCAAUCUGUGUGAUUCCACACCCGAAGCUAGAUGUGUUCAAAUUGAUACCGAAGAAAAGGCUAUUCGUCAUAUUAAGAGCGAUGUUCGUCGCCAAUGCAAUUGGCGGUUUUCGAAAAAUUCGGUUUGCUCCAAAAGCGGUUCUGGAAACAAUUGGGCCCAUGGUUAUUUUCUUAAUGGCCCGCCAUGUAUAGAAGCAAUGAGUAAUCAGUUGCGUUUGGAGUUGGAAAAAUGCGAUUUGAUUGACGGUCUUAUUACUAAUAUGAGUCUUGCUGGGGGUACCGGCUCAGGAGUUGGUACCUAUCUCAUUACUCAUUUAAGAGACCAUUGUCCGAAAGUGCCCCUUUUGGUUCAACUUAUAUGGCCAUAUCGAUUAGGCGAAGUGGUAACUCAAGCAUACAAUGCCAUUCUAAGUUUGGGUCAUCUGCUACGAAGUGAGGGACCUACGGGAUUCUUGCUGCAUGAAAAUGAUCAACUUCAUCGAGCCUGUGCUUCACGCCAUCUCCCUAAAUGCCAAAGGGGCGCGACUCGAGGAGCGCUUGAUCAAGUUCCAAUUACUGAACUCAACCGGCUUAUGGGUCAUCUUCUUGGAGGUGUACUUCAGCCAUACAACGACGGUUCCUCGGGCGUAUUUUGCCGCCGUCGUCUCUCACGCUUAUUAUUUGAUCUCUCUGGCCCACCAGACCAUCGUCUUUAUCGGCUUCACUGUCUUCCUUACCACCUGACUAAGGAGAGCCGCCGGUUCGCCACCGAAACCUGGCCACAACUCCAACGCCAUGGCCGCCAACUGCUCCUUACUGGGGCAUGUGUGGAGGACAGUAAGUGCCUAAUAACUACGCAAAGUUAA
Molecule: messenger RNA, 996 nt
Organism: Rodentolepis nana
Lineage: Eukaryota; Metazoa; Platyhelminthes; Cestoda; Cyclophyllidea; Hymenolepididae
Source: the annotation of a GenBank genome assembly